AUGCCCUGCCAAGCUGACACUACCAACCUGAAGUUCAUGAAGAAGGGGGCCGUCUUCGGCUCGGGUGCCUUCGGCACCGCGAUGUCGACGGUGCUGGGCAGGAAGUGCGAGCAGGUCAAGGUGUGGCACCUGAACGCCGACGAGGCCAAUCUCAUCAACGAGAAGCAUGAGAACGUGCUGUUUCUGAAGGGUGUUCCCCUGGCAAAGAACAUCACCUUCACCGCCGAUGUCGAGGAAACGUACCGGGACGCUGAGAUCAUUCUCUUUGUCAUCCCUACCCCGUUCAUGCGUAAGUUCCUGAAGACUCACGGCAAGGUACUGCUUGCGCACGUGAAGGCGAACCAUGUGCCGGUGGUGGUGUGCACCAAGGGCAUUGAGCAGUCCACACUGAAGUUCCCUGCACAGAUCCUGAUGGAGUACCUGCCGGGUGUCCCCAUCAGCGUCCUCGCGGGCCCGAGCUUCGCCAUCGAGGUUGCCAAGAACAUGCUGACGAACGUGACGGUGGCCUCCGACGACCUCGAGGAGGCGCGCCGCAUCCAGCGCAUGAUGUCGACGCCGGACGGCAUGUUCCGUUGCUGGGCCGGGCAAGACACGGUCGGCUGCGAGGUGGCGAGCGCCGUCAAGAACGUGCUUGCGAUCGCCUCUGGCGCGGCGAGCGGGCUUGGGAUGAGCAAUAACGCCCGUGCGGCGCUGAUCUCGCGUGGGCUGAUCGAGAUUCGUGACCUGACGCAGGCGCUUGGCGGCAACGGGCAGGCCAUCUUUGGGCUGGCCGGGCUCGGUGACCUGACCCUGACGUGCUCCUCCGAGCUUUCGCGUAACUUCACGGUGGGCAAGAAGCUCGGCAAUGGUAUGACGAUGACGGAGAUCAUGCGCGGUGCGAAGGCCUUCGCGGAGGGCGUGGCGACGUCGGACCCGCUGUUCCGCCUCGCGGAGAAGUUGAACGUCUCCAUGCCCCUCUGCAAGGAGGUCUACCUCGUUGUGCACAAACAGAAAGACGCCAAGGAAAGCCUGCGCGACUUAAUGAAGCUUCCCAUCAGGGACGAGGGCUUGCCAUCGCUCUUUGCCGGCGGGAAGACCCUCUCCAAGCUAUAG
Phytomonas sp. Hart1 is the source of this 1092-nucleotide messenger RNA. The record is from the annotation of a GenBank genome assembly. NCBI's taxonomy places the organism in Eukaryota, Euglenozoa, Kinetoplastea, Trypanosomatida, Trypanosomatidae.